Trypanosoma grayi is the source of this 2979-nucleotide messenger RNA. RefSeq names its product vacuolar protein sorting protein 16. Gene Ontology annotation, molecular function: actin binding. The transcript has a single exon. The record is from RefSeq and is a predicted model, not a curated record. NCBI's taxonomy places the organism in Eukaryota, Euglenozoa, Kinetoplastea, Trypanosomatida, Trypanosomatidae. Bases 1 to 2979 code for a protein of 992 amino acids. Gene Ontology annotation, cellular component: cytoplasm; lysosomal membrane; HOPS complex. Gene Ontology annotation, biological process: intracellular protein transport; vacuole fusion, non-autophagic; endosomal transport.
AUGGCAGAGCGGCUAGGCGAAUGGUUUCCUUUCAAUUCCGAGCUGUACUGCAGAAGGCUCACUCUGUAUGACCAAAUGCACUGGGAUGCCGGUGUAGCAGAGUCGUCGGAGGAAGAUGGCGCCCCCUUUAGCUUCGCAAGGUGCGAUUUUGUAUGUGCAGCACCGUUUGGCGGAUCUGUUGCCGUCAUUCCGUCCCUAACGAGCAGUGACGCCACCGCUUGUGGUGGGGCGGUGCGGGUGUACACGAGCGCUGGGGAGUUCCAGGCGAACGUGUGUGUGCCGGCGGACGUUGGCGCACCCAUCGACAUGGGAUGGACGAAGGAGGAGAGCCUCGUCGUCCUGACGGAGCAGCAGGCAUGCGUUUUCUUCGACAGCAGUUUUGCGGGCGGGGGCUCCACAGCGAGGCGGGACGCCGCCGUGUCGUCACGCACGAUUCGUCUGCAGGACGUUGCGUCCACCUCAUCCUCUGUUUUGGGCCUUCGCGUGACGCCGACGGUGUUGUCGUGCAUGCGCGCUGAGGGGCUGUUCUGUAUCGACCAGGACGGGUGGCUGCGCGGUGUUCUGCAUGAAGAGCGCCGCGGCCCGCGGGUGCUGGAUCCUGUGCUGCUAGAGCUUGGCAGCCAGCCGGCAGCCAUGGACUUUAUCCCCGCCGAGUGGAACGAUGAUGACGAAACAGUGCUCUACGUGGCAACGAUGCCACGGCACCGCCGAGGGGACAGUAUACUGCACGUCUUCAUCUCUAGCCUUGACUACAGCGAGAAAUUGCGUCGGCGCGUUCCCGGCGGUGCUGUGGCGAUGAAGGUGAACCACAACGGGUCUCACAUCGCGCUCUACACCAACUGCGCCGCUUUGUACGUAAUAUCGAGCAAUAUGAAGUCUGUUGACUUCUCCAUUCUGUUGGGCCCACAAAGCAAGAAGCCGUCAAAGAUGGAGUGGUGCGGGCCCUCCUUCGUCAUGCUCCACUUCAGCAAUCCCAGUGUUCACUGUGGCUCUCGCUCCCGCGCCGACGCUCCGAUGUUUUCCCUCCUAAUUCCGACACUCCCUGAGGCGUCAGUGAGGUGCGAGAGGCUUGACUGGGAGCUAGAGGGCAGCGGCCGUGUGGCAACUGUGGCUGAGGUCGACGGCGUGCGCGUCAUUACAGAGCUGGCGUGCUACUUCAUUGAGCAGGUGCCACGGAGCCUCGCCAGUCUCUGCCGCAUCAAGCCGCUGAGCCGUGCCGCGCAUCUAGUUGCUGCGCAUGCUGACGCGGUGAACCGCUUGCCGAGAGUGCGCCGCUUGCUAUCGAAGUGGGGCAACACCGCCUUCGCAGAGGUGCUGGAUGAGAUCAUCGAUGCCGCUGCGCAUGAGUUUUCCCCCGACCAGCAGCAUCUCCUACUCCUCACGGCCGCCUUCGCGAAUGAAGUAAACCGGCAGUACGACUCCGACACGUUUGUAGAUGUCGUGCGGCGUUUGCGUGUGCUGCAUGCGGUGCGCAACCACCCGGGGUGCCGAAUGCCGCUCUCGUUUCGGCAGUAUUGCGCCCUGGCAGGGUCGGAGCAUAUGCGCACGCUCGCCCCAUCCGAGGCACAAGUGCUGGUGGACCGCCUCACGAAUCGUUGCUGUUUCCAGCUAGCAUUCGAUAUUGCAAGCGCGCUCUGUAUGAAGCCGCUGCGUCUGCUCUCACAAUGGGCGUGCUACAAGGUGCGGGACUCCUCACUUGAUGAUGCCACUGUGCACGCGCACGUCCGGGAGGUGCUCGGUCGUUAUCCUGGUUCCAGCUACGUUCAGUGCUCACUGACCGCAUUCCGCACAGGUCGAAGCACGCUCGCCACCACACUUCUUAACGAAGACUUUCGUGCACACAGUAAAGUUACCGUCUUCCUGCUCCUUGGUCAGUGGGAACUCGCUAUGCAGUGGGCAGCUAUGGGUGAUGAUGCCGACUUGCUCCAUCUGGCACUCGCAAAGGCAGUGGCGUCAGUGGAGGAUCGAGGCAAACUCUUUAGUGUACUGUUGAAUUACCCAGCAGCGGUUGCAUGGAUACUUCUGGUGGGGCAUAUACUACCGACAUGGAAGGAGAUUUGUGAGGAGAUGUGCACGAGGCACGGCGACGCCACGCUGGCACUUUACCAUGCACGUUGCAGCAUCGCGCGGGCUGUUGAGGGGAUUUCGGGUGCGCCCGACGGCGAGGCGAGAAAGGAGAAGCUGACACCACGGAAAGAAGAGGCGGACGAAACCAUUGAUAAAUCGAUGGAUAACAAGGGCAUCAGUGGUAUCAAUCUGGCUGCAGCAUCACGUCUCUCGUCGAUUCUGAAGCAAAUGGCGCCUCCCUCAUUGGGCGACGCUGUUGCAGCGUUGGGGCGGUGUAGGCAGCUGCGUUCAGUUGCCGGGGGGAAGUUCUCCAUAGCUGCCACCGCGGCAAACUACCCGUUGGUGUUCCCGCCAUUUUCUGCAGAGACGCUGGAGGAGGAAUGGCGGUGGCUCUCGCUCCACCGCGAACUCCUGCAAACACAGCAGCAGCUCGCCGCGGAGUACCAUGACCCCCGAUUUCGCCACUGCAGCGUUGUGCGCACAGUUUACUUGUGUUUCCUGCACGGCGGCGAAAAGCGUGCGGAGGAGCUGCGAGUGAAGUACCACGUCAGUGAGAAAAAGUACACGUACACAAAGCUGCUCGCACUCUGUGACGCCGGGCGCUGGGCAGAAGCUGAGGGACUUGGCGGGGCUUCAGGCGGCCGCUUCGUCACGAGGCCGCCCAUCGGCUAUUUGCCGUUUGUCGAGCAGUUUGCCCACCGUUCGCAGGCUGAAUGUGCCUUGCGAUUCGUUCCGCAUCUGGACGGGGUCGCAAAGCGUGUGGAGUGGUUCAUGAAGUUGGAGCAGCCGCGGCUGGCCAUCGAUGACGCAUUCCACGCACGCGACGCGUCACUCAUUCAGCAGAUCAUAAGAAAGACACGCGACACGGCGACGCAGGAAUAUGGAGAACGACGCCUGCAGGAACUCAGCUGA